This is a messenger RNA of Spodoptera littoralis (African cotton leafworm), 1086 nucleotides long. The record is from the annotation of a GenBank genome assembly. NCBI's taxonomy places the organism in Eukaryota, Metazoa, Arthropoda, Insecta, Lepidoptera, Noctuidae.
AUGUUUAAGUUAUUAGGAGGGUUAAGUGUUUACUUCAAGUACCAGCCAAUUAGGACUGAUAAUGCAGUGUUCAGGCUGCACAAUGUGUUCACGACAGUGCUCUUACUCACAUGUUCCAUGAUCAUAACCGCGACCCAGUAUGUCGGGCAGCCCAUACAGUGUAUCGUCAGUGGCCUGCCUACAAAUGUCGUCAAUACAUUCUGCUGGAUCACGUCCACGUUUACCAUGCCUGAUGCUUUCGCCAGAGAGGUGGGCAAGGAGGUGGCGCACCCUGGUGUAGCGAAUGAGUACGACAGCACACAAGAGAAGAAGUACUACACGUACUACCAAUGGGUGUGCUUUGUGCUAUUCUUCCAGGCAAUAAUGUGCUACACGCCGAAGUUCCUAUGGGACGCGUUCGAGGGUGGUCUGCUAAGGACCAUCGUGAUGGGGCUGAACAUCGGCAUCUGCCACCCUGAGGAGAAGGAGAAGAAGAAGGAUGCCAUCAUUGACUACCUCAUGCGGUAUGAGCGGACGCACAAGCUGUACGCGCUGCGGUACUGGGGCUGCGAGCUCCUGUGUCUGCUGAACAUUGUGCUGCAGCUCUGGAUGAUGGACAGCUUCUUCAACGGAGAGUUCUUCUCGUAUGGUACCAGGGUGCUGGGGUACAGCGAGGUGCCGCAAGAAGAGAGAUACGAUCCAAUGAUCUAUAUAUUCCCUCGCAUCACGAAGUGUACAUUCCACAAGUUCGGUGCAUCAGGCAGUAUUCAAACACACGACAGUCUGUGCAUUCUACCGCUGAACAUUGUGAAUGAGAAGACGUACAUCUUCCUGUGGUUCUGGUACAUCAUCCUAGCAGUCGUGCUGAGCCUUCUUGUGAUAUACAGAUUGGUGAUAAUCUUCGUGCCAUCAGUGCGACCCCGCUUAUUACACGCGCGGUCCCGCACGCUGGCGAUGGAGACCGCCGUGCUGGUCUCCCGCCGCACUGACAUCGGGGACUGGUGGCUGCUCUACAUGCUCGCCAGGAACAUGGACCCGCUUAUAUACAGGGAGCUAAUCUCAGAGCUGUCCAAGCGCAUGGGAGAGAAGCCAGGAGCUCGUGCGUGA